This is a messenger RNA of Saccostrea cuccullata (small rock oyster), 2787 nucleotides long. RefSeq names its product putative ankyrin repeat protein RF_0381. The record is from RefSeq and is a predicted model, not a curated record. The transcript is spliced from 3 exons. Gene Ontology annotation, molecular function: protein binding. Gene Ontology annotation, cellular component: nucleus; cytoplasm. The coding region runs from base 178 to 1761 and encodes 527 amino acids. Gene Ontology annotation, biological process: intracellular signal transduction; regulation of barbed-end actin filament capping. Lineage: Eukaryota; Metazoa; Mollusca; Bivalvia; Ostreida; Ostreidae.
AUUAAAUAGGAAGAUGUAGAAUAAAUUAUUUGUUUUGUAUAGACGUCUAAACGUUCCUCUAAAGCUGAAGAGUUCCAAAACAAAUACUGAAGCGCCCAAAGGCCAUCACUGUUCAUAAUCAGACGUUUAGUUUCUAGGAGACAGUUGUGAGUAUUCAGAUAGCAUUUACUUGGAAAAAUGACUAGUAGAUUAUUAGAAGCAAUUGAAUUGAACAAUCUUGAAGCCGUCAGGGCGCUAUUAAAUGACAGGGAGCAUUGUAAACAUUACGACGUCAAUGAAGGUUUAUGUAUGGCGGCCAAGAAUGGCUAUUAUGAAAUAAUCCAAGAGUUGUUCCGGAGCCCAUUGAGAAAGCCAUCGGUGCAAUAUGUUGAUGAAAACCAGAAGAGAGCGUUUGAAUAUGCUGUAAUAUCUGGUGACAGAAAUGCUGUUGACUUUUUAUUGAAGGCAGGGGCUUUUAUAAAUUGGUCAGAUGAUGAGGGUUUUCAGCCGUUACACUUUGCUGCCCAGUGCGGAAACGUAGCCAUGAUUAAUUUCUUGAUAGAGAAUGGAUCUCACAUUUACUCAGCCAGAACUAAUAGGGAAGGCCUUACCCCAUUUCAUAUAGCUGUUGAUUAUGGACAUAUUGAGGCCGUCGAGGCAUUUAUUGAAUCAAGGACAGUGUCAGUCAAUAUGAAGACGAAACUUAAACAAGGUGGUCAAACUCCUCUACACAGAGCUGUUCUGAAGUCCCAUUUGAAAAUAAUAGAAUUACUGGUUGAAAAGGGUGCAUGCAUUGAUACAAAAGAUUCCGAAGGCAGACAAGCUAUUCAUUAUGCUGCACAAGCAGACGAUCCCAAUGUUCUUGAAUAUAUCCUUAACCAAGGUGCAAAUAUUGAUGUCACAGAAAACUGCGGACGUCGAGCAAUUCACUACGCAAUCUACAAUAAUCAAGAAGAAAAUGUAAAAACAUUGUUAAAUUAUGGUGCAGAUAUUCAUGCAAAAGACGAAAAUGCCUAUUUGCCUCUGUAUAGUGGGGUCAUGAUAGAGAACCCAAAAAUUGUUAAGUGCUUACUGCUGGCAGGAGCAGAUCCAAAUGAAUGUAAUCGAGUAUCCCGCCAAGAUUAUGCCCUUUUAAUGGCGGUAUCUCUUGGAAACACCGAGAUCGUUAGAAUCUUAUUAGAUGCUGGAGCGGAUCCAAAUGUCUUAGGUUUCAAUAGAGCAACUGCACUCCACAAAUGUCAAAAACUGAAAAACAAGGAAGAACGCGAUGCAAUAUUAGCAUUGUUGAUAAAAAGUGGGGCAAAGAUGAAUCCAAUGGACAGAGAUGGAUAUACCCCUCUCCAUAGCUGUGUUAUGCAAUCAGUUCUCGGAAACUUUAGCUUAACGACAAUGAAGAUUCUUAUUCAGGCAGGAUCGUGCCUUUAUCCAGAAAGAUUGUCACCCAGUGAAUCUCAGAUAAGAGUGCCGGCUUCACCGAACUCUCCCCUCUGUUUCCUUGUCUGGCGAGGUUUUCUGGAGGCCGCGGAGUAUCUUCUACACUGUGGGUGGGACAUCUCUCAUGAAACCUGGAUGUACCUACCAGGUAAAACAACAGAACAGACGCGAUUUCACCAGUGGAUGAUAGAAUUAACCAGUUCUGUCAGACCCCUGUCCAGUAUAUGUCGUCAAAGUAUACGAAGGCAUCUUUUAGAAUGUACAAAAGGAUCUGAGAUUCUGACCAGCAUUGAAAAUCUUCCAUUACCACCUUCAAUAAAGAAGUAUCUUUCAUAUCAGGAUCAGUAAAACUGUAAUGAAAUUAUAGUUGUAUUUUCAUAUUCAUGUGUUUUUGGAAAGAGGAUACAAACAAACUUUUUUAAAAAGAAUACUGAAAUACAAUUCAAGUCAUGUUUUGAAUAAGUAACUGCAAAGAAUUCAAUAUUCUCGAAUCAAAAUUUCAAAAUAAUGUCUUAUCAAGAGAAAAUAGAAAAAAAUAAUUUUUUGCCUCAGGAAGGAUGACUUUUGAACAUAUAAGGUUUCCAAUUUCUUAAUAUUUUGAUAUUUGCUUUAUUUCAACCAGAAUAUGCUCGAAAAUACCUAUCAAUUCAGGCAUCCAUUUUUUUGUUUUUAGCAUCUGUUCUCAAAAGUUAAUUUUGCAAUUGAUAUCCAUCAUUGUACCAGUUUAAACCGAAAUGGGUUUCAUUCUUGUUAAAAUGUGUUUGGUAUUUUUCUUAACAAAAUGUGCAAUAUUGUUAAGGAGCAUGGUUAUUUUUAGAGUUUUCUUUACAUAGUUGACUUGUAUUUUGCAAAAAAUUGAAUUCACUACACAAUUGAUAUAUCUGAUAUUUAUAUCCUCUAAACACAAUAUAUUCAUACAUACAAGUGAUUUCUAAAACCAAAGCAUUAAAAAGAUGUAAAGAUAUAAAACGUUGUAAUUUCCUGGUCAAAACACUGUUAUAAAAUCAAACACCAUGAUAUUGAUCUAAUUCAAGAAAAUCAAAAUUUAAAAAAUUCAUUUUUUUUUUAAAUUUUAUUAUCAACAAAGAUAUUAAUCACCACCUCCACAAUUAUCACUAUCAUAAAAUCUGUCUAUUUUUAAAGUUAAAAACUCAUUCCUUCUUGUAUUUAAGGGUUAACGCCCUGAUGUCACUUACUAAGAGUCAGAUUUUGUUCUAUGUAUGAGUCACAAAGGACAUCGCUUAAAGCUUUAAACUGCACUUGUACUCAGCAAGUAUACUAACAGAUCUGGCAAAAAAUUGGACCGGUUGAACUUUUGCUGUGCUGAAACAGUGCACGAAACAUUUUUAAAAAUAAACCUUUUCUUACAAUGUG